GCGGAUGUUGUUGACGACUUUAUUUCAACUACUUCCGGUUUUAAUGGACGUCUCACCCCAAAAAAGCAGAAGACGGCUAAUUCGAGUUUCUUCUCCCUGAAAUUUAAAGGACAGGCGGCGUCUGGCGAACAAUGGCUUUUGUUAACCGGCGGAAUCGUUUUUAACCGUCUUACGUUUUCGUCGCGUCCGUGUGGCGAACAGCUCGGCGAGUUAGCACACCGGCUGGCUAGCUCGCUAAUGAAAUGGCAAGUGCUCGGCUCCUUCUGACUAAAGAUGACGACACACAUUUGUCAACAGGGGGGGAUUAUUAACUUCACAAGGACUGAUGGGUUUUAUUCAUUUAAUAAUAAGGGGAGUGGGUAUUUGGGAUGUAUAAUUAAGUCAACAUUUCAACAUUUUUUUUUAAGGGCCUUAAUAAAAAAGUUUUAAAUGUUGCCAAGGAAAGGAUACAUUUUAACGCACGGGAAUUCAUCAAUACAUUUGCAAAUUUGAACGCAAUCUGGGGUUAAUAUACGUACGUUUCAACGUGUCACACAUCCUGAGUAGAGUAGAUCCGGUUUGGAAAAGUAAACAAACAGCCGAGAAUUACCAAUGACAUGUGACACAUAUUGCUAGUCAUCAGUAAACAAAGGAUUGCAUGCACCUGCCUAGACUUCACCAUCAUUAACCCGCUAUUUAUAACAUGAUUUCAGAGGUGCCGUCUGCUUAGAUGUUUUGUGAAGUGUAGUUUAGGUACUGUGCACAUCUGAUCCAUUACAAUGCCAUCCGCACUGUUCGUCUUGGUGCUGCUGGCAGCCUUAUGUAGCCUGGGAUGUGCCAUGUCGCAGGAGGAGAAACACAAGUUGAAGACUCAAGUGGUUGAGAUGUUUGACCAUGCAUACCAGAAUUACAUGGACCAUGCUUACCCGGCCGAUGAGCUGAUGCCUCUAACGUGCAGAGGAAGAGUACGUGGACUAGAACCCAGUCGGGGUGACGUCGAUGACGCGCUGGGCAAGUUCUCUUUGACCCUCAUAGACACUCUGGAUACUCUUGUGCUUUUGAACAAGACAACAGAGUUUGAAGCCGCUGUCAGGAGAGUCCUGACAGACGUGAGGUUGGACAAUGACAUCGUGGUGUCUGUCUUUGAAACCAACAUUCGUGUCCUCGGAGGUUUGUUAGGUGGGCACUCCAUGGCGGUGAUGCUGAAGGAAGAAGGUCAACACAUGCAGUGGUAUCGGGAUGAGCUACUGCACAUGGCCAAAGACCUGGGCCUCCGACUGCUGCCAGCCUUCAACACCAGCAGUGGCCUUCCUUACCCCAGGGUGAACUUAAAAUACGGCGUCAGAGGUCCUGAGACGAGGACAGGCACAGAGACGGACACCUGCACAGCAUGCGCGGGGACCAUCAUCCUGGAGUUUGCUGCCUUAAGUCGCUUCAGUGGGGAUCCUGUAUUUGAGAUGCACGCCCGUAGAGCCCUGGAUUUUCUUUGGGAGAAGAGGCAGAGGAACAGCAACCUGGUCGGAACAACCAUCAACAUCCACUCAGGAGAGUGGGUCCGCAGGGAUAGUGGAGUUGGAGCAGGAAUUGACUCGUACUAUGAAUACCUACUCAAGGCCUACGUUCUCCUGGGAGAUGACCAGUUUCUGCAGCGCUUCAAUAUUCACUAUGCAUCCAUAAUGAAGUACAUUAGCCAACCUCCCCUGCUGCUGGAUGUCCACAUCCACAAACCUCUGCUUCCAGCUCGGACCUGGAUGGACUCUCUGCUGGCUUUCUUUCCCGGCCUCCAGGUGUUGAAGGGAGACAUCCGCCCAGCCAUCGAGACUCAUGAAAUGUUGUAUCAGGUGACCAAGAAACACAACUUCUUGCCAGAGGCAUUCACUACUGAUUUCAGAGUGCAUUGGGCCCAGCAUCCACUGAGGCCGGAGUUUGCAGAGAGCACGUAUUUUCUUUACAAGGCCACGGGAGACCCAUACUACCUGGAAGCAGGUCGUACCAUCCUGGACAACCUCAACCGCUUUGCUCGCGUUCCCUGCGGCUUCGCUGCUAUGAAGGACGUGCGCACAGGCAGCCACGAAGACCGUAUGGACUCUUUCUUCCUUGCUGAGAUGUUUAAGUACCUUUUCCUACUCUUUGCUGAUGUGGAGGACCUACCCUUUGAUGUGGAGGACUACGUCUUUACGACCGAGGCGCAUCUCUUGCCUCUGUCGCUCUCCACAGUCGCCCUCUCUCUCUCCUCAGUUCCCUCAAAUAGAACGAUACCUCAGACAGAAGAGGAGCUAGAUGAUUCCAACUUCGAUUGGACCUGCCCCAACACACGCCUCCUGUUUCCUGACCCCGCCUUUCCCCGUAAUCUGAGGGAACCGAUUCGUAGCGUGGUGGACAAAAGCUGCCCACGCCCUGCUCCUUACAGGGAGCCGGGCAUGGGAGCCCCUCCUCUGAGAGCGCAGGACUUCAUGGCGAACAACCCGGAACAUCUGGAGCUGUUGAAGAGGAUGGGUGUCAGCCUCAUCCACCUGAAGGACGGAAGGGUGCAGCUAGUGCAGCACGCGACGCAGGCGGUGAGCCCCAUAGCAGCGGAGGAUGGCAUACGCUUCAUGCAGGAGAUGAUGGAGCUUUCCAGCCAGCAGCAGAAAGAGCAGCUGCCUCCCCGAGCCAUUCAGAUUGUCUCGCAUCCCUUCUUCGGCAGGGUGGUGCUGACCGCCGGCCCGGCACAGUUUGGCAUGGAUUUGUCCAAAAGCUCCACGGGGGUUCGAGGCUUUGUGACCGUCGCCGAGCCGUACACCGGCUGCAGCGAGAUCACUAACAGCGAGUACGUGCGGGGCCACAUCGCUUUGCUCCAGAGGGGCCAGUGCAUGUUCGCGGAGAAAGCCCGACACAUCCAGAAGGCCGGCGCCAUCGGAGGCGUUGUCGUCGACGACAACGAGGGAAGCAGCAGCGACACAGCCCCUCUCUUCCAGAUGGCCGGCGACGGGCGCAGCACGGAGGACAUCACCCUGCCUCUCCUCUUCCUCUUCCACAAGGAGGGCAACAUCCUCCUGGAGGCGCUGAAGGAAUACCGGGAGGUGGAAGUCCUGCUGAGUGACAAGGCCCGCGACAGAGCAACCAUAAUCAAAGGUAAAGCUCUUCCUGGAAGCCUGAUUGAGGGCAGUGCAGACGUCGUACACGAGGCAGAAAAGGACUGCCGAACCGAGGCCACGACUCCCACGUCUUUCGCACCCGUCGGCCAAUCGCAGUCGAGUACGGCAGAGACGGAUAAAUCGGAGGCGGUUUCAUCACAGGAAAGUUCCGACACGAGUCCAGCAAGGGAAGUCAACCCCACGGCGUCCUCUGAUCAGGCAAAAGACGACUCGGAGAAGAAAGCGGCGCCGAAAAAUGAUGCAGACUCUAACAGCCAAUCGGUGGACGAAAUGCUGGCCGAUUGGCGCGAGGACCUGGAGGCAUUCCGACAGAUGGAGAAAGAUGAGCUUUGACAUCACCCGCAGUCCAACAUGAACGUUUAGUGGUUGUGACCAGAAGCUCUUCCUUUCUCGCUUGCUGUCUGCGGGCGGCGUGCAGGGCCAAGGCUGGCCAUUAGCGGACCAGAGUGGCGUCCUGUUAAGCCUGGUUGAUGACGGAUGAGACACCAGGAUUCUUACCUCAUUUUGUCAGACAUUUCUUUACAACACUCAUUGACUAAUUGUUAUCAUGGGUCAGUUUUUGUGCAUUUGAAAUCUACUGAGUAAUUGUGGAAAAAUCUCAUAUUGAUAACAAAAGUUAAAAAAUCAGCACCAAUCCUUGCGAAACCCUUCCCUUUUUUUGGGGCCUCAUUUUCUUCAUUAAUCCACCUUCUUAGUGGAGGUAAUUAUUUGCGCUUUUGUCUUCUAUGCAGUCUUUUUUUAAAUCUUAAAUGAGUGUGUCAGUGUCCUCAACUAAUCUUAUUUAAUUAUAUUGGAUUCUAAUUAAAUGUGAUUAGAGUUUGAGUUCAAGGGUUUGGGUCUAAUCAAUACAAUUCUGCAAGUCUAUAUUAUGACAAACUUUAGGACUAACCUAAGUCACCUGGCAAUGUAAAUAUGUAUUUGUCGGUAUUUAUUCACUGAAAUAAUACAAAAACUGUUUGCUCAGGUUUCUGGCCAAGUUGUCCCAUACAUACUGUAUAUUGUUCAUGUCCCUCGCAUCAGCGUGCCAUGCCUGUGUUGGCCACACGGGGGUGGGGAAGGAUCUGUCGCUCAAACAGGAGCAGAAAUAAAUUAUCAGAGUUCAAUUAAUAAAAGAUGAAAAGUCAACUGUAAAAA
This is a messenger RNA of Entelurus aequoreus (snake pipefish), 4250 nucleotides long. It is a transcript of the gene edem3, whose product is annotated as ER degradation enhancer, mannosidase alpha-like 3. The coding region runs from base 759 to 3449 and encodes 896 amino acids. The transcript is spliced from 21 exons. Gene Ontology annotation, molecular function: mannosyl-oligosaccharide 1,2-alpha-mannosidase activity; calcium ion binding. The record is from RefSeq and is a predicted model, not a curated record. Gene Ontology annotation, cellular component: endoplasmic reticulum; membrane. Gene Ontology annotation, biological process: mannose trimming involved in glycoprotein ERAD pathway; endoplasmic reticulum mannose trimming; carbohydrate metabolic process. Lineage: Eukaryota; Metazoa; Chordata; Actinopteri; Syngnathiformes; Syngnathidae.